Messenger RNA from Cajanus cajan (pigeon pea), 2260 nucleotides. Its product is annotated as polyamine oxidase 2. Gene Ontology annotation, cellular component: peroxisome. Gene Ontology annotation, biological process: polyamine catabolic process. The record is from RefSeq and is a predicted model, not a curated record. Gene Ontology annotation, molecular function: polyamine oxidase activity. NCBI's taxonomy places the organism in Eukaryota, Viridiplantae, Streptophyta, Magnoliopsida, Fabales, Fabaceae.
AUCCACGUGUCUCUUUUCCGCAGCAAGUCCUCCCCACGCGCGAACGAGCGCGUGAGCGAGAAGGUCCAGUUUGGCUGGAACGAACGACGAGCGCUUCCAACCAACUCUAUAAAUCUCAGACGAAAAUCGCCUUCCGAUAUCACAUCUCAACCGUCCCUCACCUCUCUCUCUCUCUCUAGAAUUUUCUCUCUCUAGAUUUUCCCCUUUCGUUCCUCUCUCCGACGGAAGUUCCAGAACGUUCUCGCUUCUUCGCCGUCCAAUUCGGUUUCGCGGUUCGAGCUGCAUGAACCGGUUCGGGAAGCUGGAUUUGUCGUCGAACUUGAAUUUCAACCACUUCGUCACGUGUCUGUUGAUUUUUUUCCUCCAUUUUUCGCCUCAACGCCUCUCUUCCGCCUCCGAUUCCGGUAGAAACAGUGAUCGCAAGCUUUGUUCCGGUCAUGGAGUCGAGAACUAAGAGUAAUCACCAAUUAACGAGAGCUAAUUGUUAUGGAAAUGUUAGCAAGCAGCAGGAGAGGUCACCAUCUGUUAUUGUUGUCGGUGGUGGCAUGGCUGGGAUUGCUGCUGCUCGUGCACUCCAUGAUGCUUCGUUUCAGGUUGUUCUCUUAGAGUCGAGGGAAAGAAUUGGCGGUCGAAUUCACACUGAUUACUCAUUUGGUUUUCCUGUUGACCUGGGAGCAUCAUGGUUGCAUGGAGUUUCCAAGGAGAAUCCACUGGCUUCGGUGAUUGGGAGGCUGGGGCUACCCCUUUACCGUACUAGUGGGGAUAAUUCCGUGCUCUAUGAUCAUGAUUUGGAAAGCUAUGCACUUUUUGAUACGGAAGGAAAUCAGGUUCCCCAAGAGCUGGUAACAAAAGUUGGUGAAAUAUUUGAGACAAUUUUGCAGGAGACAGAUAAAAUAAGACAAGAAUUCAGUGAAGACAUGUCUGUACUUCGUGGUCUUUCAAUUGUUUUUCAUAGGAAGCCAGAAUUCAGGUUGGAGGGGCUUGCUCAUAAGGUACUUCAGUGGUAUCUAUGCAGAAUGGAGGGCUGGUUUGCUGCAGAUUCCGAUAGUAUUUCACUGAAAGGCUGGGACCAGGAGGUGCUGCUCCCUGGUGGUCACGGUCUUAUGGUCCGGGGCUACUUACCUGUUAUAAACACCCUAGCCAAGGGUCUUGAUAUUCGCCUGGGGCACAGUGUCACAAAAAUAGCUAGGCGAUAUAAUGGAGUAAAGGUAACAGUGGAAAAAGGGAAAACAUUUGUUGCUGAUGCUGCUAUCAUCACUGUCCCACUUGGGGUGCUUAAAGCAAAGCGAAUAUUGUUUGAGCCAAAGCUCCCUGACUGGAAGGAAGCUGCCAUAGCUGAUCUUGGGAUUGGACUCGAGAAUAAAAUCAUUUUACACUUUGAAAAUGUGUUUUGGCCUAAUGUGGAGUUUUUGGGAGUGGUUGCAGACACAUCUUAUGCCUGUAGCUACUUCCUUAAUCUCCACAAGGCUGCAGGUCAUCCUGUCCUUGUUUACAUGCCUUCUGGGCGGCUUGCCAAAGACAUCGAAAAGAUGUCUGAUGAAGCAGCUGCCAACUUCGCUUUCAUGCAGCUCAAGAAGAUUCUUCCAGAUGCUUCUUCACCGAUUCAGUAUCUGGUGUCUCGGUGGGGGUCAGAUAUAAACUCCCUGGGUUCAUAUAGCUAUGAUGCAGUAGGGAAAUCCCAUGAACUGUUCGAGAGGCUAAGAGUACCAGUAGAUAACUUGUUCUUUGCAGGGGAAGCGACAAGUAUGAGCUAUACAGGGUCUGUCCAUGGGGCAUUCUCCACCGGAAUGAUGGCGGCCGAAGACUGCCGGAUGCGCGUGCUGGAGCGAUAUGGAGAGCUUGAUUUAUUCCAGCCAGCCAUGGGAGAAGAGGCUUCCUUGUCUAUCCCACUGCAAAUAUCUCGUAUGUAAUCAAUCAUCUCGGGGUCACGACUAGUGGACAGAAGCAGUUCACUAGGACACUUCUGUUCCCUUGUUAUCAACCUAUAGGAUAUAUAUAUAUAUAUAUAUAUAGCUUAAUGUUUUGUCCAAGUCACGCCUUGUGUUGCGUAUCCAUAGUCUAUGCUGUCAAGAACAGGUAAUUAAUGUGAAUAUUCUACGUGAGAAGUCAUGGCUUCUAUAGUUAUCAUGUGUAGAAAAGUGCGUCAUUAGUUUCAGAAUGUCGCUGGACUCAUCUACCCUAUAUAUUUGCAUAAUAAUAAUUUGUGUUUUUCCUCGCCUUUUAAUUUUCACUUUUUAACAGUUCAAGCAAGUUAACGAAA